AUGAUAGUGAACUUAAUUCUGAUCAUUUCUCUUCUUAUCUGCCCAAUCAAUGCCAUUAUCAUAAGCCAAGUUCAUCGAUCUUCACUCUAUCAAUCCAAUUCUUCUUGUGCUCUCCUUUCAAAUAUCACUUUGCCAACCGACCCAUCGAUUCAAUCUUGUAUUUGGCAAUGUGCUCAUCAAGAUCAAUGUCGAACAGCUGUUUAUUUUCAUAACAAUCGAACUUGUUUCAUGUUUAGUGACGAUUGUCAAUCUGGUAAUAUAACAUCAUCUGGAGAUGUUCGAGCGAGUGUGAUCUGUUAUCGAAGAAAUCAAGGUCAGUUGAUUGUUGUGAUGACAUUGUCAUCAUUGAUCUUCUGUUUAGGACCGAAUAAUCAAUGUUCACCUCCAGCACCGAAAAAUGUCUCUUGUGGAUAUUCAUGUUUAAAUACAACAAUAUCAAGAACAUCAACAUUUGCAUUUUACACAUUUGAUAAUAACACAUUCGAUACUGUCGGGAAUUAUUCACUGAACGGAAAUUUUACACUGAGUUACGUACCUGGAUGGAUUGGUUCAGCUAUUAAUUUCACAUAUAAUAAUUCAAAGUAUCUUUCAACUCAAACACACAUUCCAUUAGAUUCCCAUUCUUUUACGAUUGAUUUGUGGUUUUAUGUCACUGAUCUCACAAGUUUUAAGGAUCUUCAGUUUGGAGGUGAAUGCCAAUCAUCAACAACAGAUGAGUGUUUAUUUCUCAAUGUUCGUUUCAAACUUCUUCGCAUAGGAUUUUUUGGUGAUGACACAUGCCACUACAAAUUUAUCAAUAAAUCGAUGGUAUCAUACGGGAAUCGAACUGUAGGUAAUAAUUUUCUUGGAACAACAGGAUUAUUUACGAUUGGAGGUGGUCAGAUUGGUGGGGAUGCGCAACCGACUGUUUAUUAUUCUGGUUCUAUUGAUCAUUUUGGAAUAAGUUAUCGAGUUAAAAGUCCAUGUGAAAUCUACUUAAAUGCGAGACUUUUCUGUUAUUUCCAGUUCGAAUCCUUCUCACCUUUGAUUGAUUCAGGACCAAACCGCAUCAAUGCCACCAAUUCAAAUGGAAUCCAAACAAGUGGACGAGUGAAUCAAGGAAUACAAUUCUCAUCUUCAUUGUCAUAUGUGACAAUUGAAGGAGUUAAUUUUUUCAAUAUGUUGAAUUCUCCAUUCACAAUCUCCAUGUGGAUUAAACCAUUGAGUUUCACUGGUGCUUGUGUAACAUUUCUUCACACAUCAACUCAAUCUGAUGGUUUGGGUGUUUGUUUUUCCUUGUGGGGAUUCUCUUUGAAUGGUUCAUUGAUUGUGAAUUUCAUUGAUUCAUCAAAUCAGCUCACAUCAAUGAUGAUUUCAAAUUCAUUUCCGUUGAAUCAAUGGACUCAUCUUCUUCAAAGAUAUGAUCCAUCAAGUGGAACCGACUUCUAUAUAAAUGGAACUCUGAUUAUGUCAAAUGCAUCACUAUCAACACGUUCGCCCGUUGGAUCUUAUGUUUUUCUUGGUUCCUCACCGACGAAUGCAACUUCUUGUCAAGGAGGAUCGAUCGGNUUUCCGUUGAAUCAAUGGACUCAUCUUCUUCAAAGAUAUGAUCCAUCAAGUGGAACCGACUUCUAUAUAAAUGGAACUCUGAUUAUGUCAAAUGCAUCACUAUCAACACGUUCGCCCGUUGGAUCUUAUGUUUUUCUUGGUUCCUCACCGACGAAUGCAACUUCUUGUCAAAGAGGAUCGAUCGGAAUGGGACAAUUUGUCGGUGCUAUUGAUGAAUUCUAUAUUUUCAGUCAAGCAAUAACACCGAAUGAUAUUUGUCUUUUAUCAAAUCCUUAA
Messenger RNA from Adineta ricciae, 1824 nucleotides. NCBI's taxonomy places the organism in Eukaryota, Metazoa, Rotifera, Eurotatoria, Adinetida, Adinetidae. The record is from the annotation of a GenBank genome assembly.